Helianthus annuus (common sunflower) is the source of this 4127-nucleotide messenger RNA. RefSeq lists its product as uncharacterized. The record is from RefSeq and is a predicted model, not a curated record. The transcript is spliced from 9 exons. The coding region runs from base 2070 to 2900 and encodes 276 amino acids. Lineage: Eukaryota; Viridiplantae; Streptophyta; Magnoliopsida; Asterales; Asteraceae.
CACGCCCUAUUUUCCAUCACCUCCUGCUUCCCUUUUCAUCUUCUAUGUGGAAACCCUAAUGUCAGAAUCGUCAAUCGCACUAUCAUCCUUUUUCAUCUUCUAUGAUCUUCUCUCUCGAAGACUUUUCUGUCAGACAUGACGUUUAUAGAGAGAAGCAAGUCCACAUCUUCUCUGUCGGAGACGACGUUUACAGAGAGAAGCAACGGUCGCAAAAUUAGCAAACAAUUUAUGACUGAAAUCAUUAAGGUUGCAAGCGUUGCUCGAACCACUUUCCAAUUCGUUUACCGGUAAACACUCUUUCUGAUUCGUUUACCAGUAAACACUGGCGUUGCUCGAACCACUUUCCGAUUCGUUUACCAUAGGAUUAAUAGUCUCAUGGACAUAUCCACAUCUUCUCUGUCGGAGAUGAAAUUUACAGAGAGAAGCAAAUCGGUAGGCCCCGGCAAGUUGAAGUUUGGUUCCAAAACAGAAGAGCCAGGGGAUACAAGCGUUUUUUUCAAGCGGCUAUUGCUAGAAACUUCAGAUUAUCUCAAGGACGACUGCUUGAAGAUUAUCUGUAUUGUCGAAAUCGUGGUUUCCGCAGUAGAUUGUCCUAGGUUACAACACUCGAUCAAAGUACCCGAGUCUUUUGUACGUUACUCGAUAACAUGGAAGGUUCAGACGUUGUCUUCCAUGUGGCUGGAGAAAAGUUUCAUGCCCAUAAGUUGGUGUUAGCCGCUCGAACCCCCGUAUUUCGGUCUGUAUUCUGUACACAAGAUGCACAGAAUCAUCAUGAGAUUGAGCUUACUGACUUGGAACUAAAAGUUUUCAAGGUAACUUUAAUUAAUAUUGUAAUAAUAUAGUUUUUGUAAUUAAUAUAUACCUUAAAUUUAUCUGUAAUGAAAUCAGUUUUAUAAAAUUCUAGAUAAAAUCAGUUUUAUCUAAAGAUAUUAUAAAAUUCUAGAUAAAUCAGUUUUAAAUUUAAAAAUUCUAGAUAAAAUUAGUUUUAUCUAAAGUUAUUAUAAAAUUCUAGAUAAAAUCAGUUUUAUCUAAAGUUAUUAUAAAAUUCUAGAUAAAUCAGUUUUUAAUUUAAAAAUUCUAGAUAAAAUCAGUUUUAUCUAAAGUUAUUAUAAAAUCAUCUAAAGUUAUUAUAAAAUUAGUUUUAUAAAAUUCUAGAUAAAAUUAGUUUUAUCUAAAGUUAUUAUAAAAUCAGUUUUAUAAAAUUCUAGAUAAAUCAAUUUUAAAAAUUCAUGAUAACUCAAAAAAAAAAUCAUAAUCUAUUUAUACAUCUUUACCUUAUAAAUAUUGGACUUAAUCAUUCUAACAAUCAGAGCUCAUUCAAAACAAUCAGAUAUGGAAGACAGAAAUCUAAUCUAUUUGAAUGAUAUUGAUGGCAAAACAGCAGCUUUUACGAUAAAGGUAAAAGUACUUGGGCUUUGCAGAAAACCAAAUCCCAAAAAGGUUGGUGAGAUAUCUAUUGAGAUAAUGCUCAUGGAUGAAAAGUUACAUCUUUAACAACUUUAAUUAGUUAAUACGUAUUUACUUAAGGAUUUUUCAAGUUUUUUUAACAUACAUUAUUUUUCAUUAUAAUGUCAGGGGACUAAAGUGCAAGUCACUGUAUGGAGUAAUAACUUUAAAAGACAUGAAAAAUGUUAGAAGAAAAUGAAUGUUAUACAGUUUUUAAACCCCGAGUUGAUGAAAAUAAUCCAAAGUUUAAACAUUUUAACACCAAAUAUUUGCUGACCUUCAAUUUCGAAACAGCUAUUAGAAAGUGUAACAACUUCAUAGGCCCAACAUAUGGUUUUGAUUUGUCAACAUUUAAGGCUAUUAAAGAUGGUGGAGUUUCUUCAAAAUUUUGAAUCGACUUUAUUGGUUAUGUCGAGAAAUGGUUUCCAAGGGAGGAUACAACAACACGACAUGGAAAAACGUCCUAUAAGAUGGACUUAAUUUUGAGAGAUUUGGAGUUUAUUUUUCUUUUAAAUAUCGUUUUUCUAUUAACUUUUUCAUACUUUAUUGCUUAUUAUUCGUUAAAUUAAUAAAAAAAUUCAGGGGUAUUGUCUUAACGUUGACAUUGUAGGAGGAAUAUUGCGAUGAGAUGCAAGAGUACAUCUCAAAAUAUAAGCCAAAAGUACAUGUUGUACUUAUCGUUCAAUUUGGUAGCAUCAAUGACUACAAAGGCAACAUCAAUGUCUCAGACGCUUUUAAUAUCACUAAGUUGUUCAUCAAUGAACGCAAUGAAAAGAUUAUUAAUAUUAGAAGAAGUUACAUUGCGAAAAAAAUCUGCUGCAACACCAUCGGUUCAUCGUCCUGUUGACCAGUCCAGGGUAACAUCUAACGAAGCAGAGUUCCUGCAGAAUAAUUUUUUCAGCACUAUUGGUCGGAUUAGGGAAAUUACCAAGGAUAUGCAUGUUAUUGUUGUUGGUACAGUGACAGUUGUAAACAAAGACAACGAAUUGUAUUAUCUAGGUUGUGAAAGUUGUAAUCGCAAGGCUUCCCCAAGUUUAAUAUUCCCAGAAGAUGACGAUGGAAGUGAUGAUGUUGAUAUGAAAGAAGUUUUAAUAUGUACUAAUAAGGAUUGCAAAAGAGAUGUCAUACCGGCGGUUUGCAUGUACAAACUUUCACCACGAGUAGAGGAUUGUACAGGAACCGUAAAUCUAACUCUAUUUGACUGUGACACAGUAAAACUUUUGGGUUUAUCCGCCAAACAAAUGGUUGACAAAUAUCUACAGUCUUCUGGUGGUGAGAAAGUUACACUUGUUGAAUUCGAUUCCUUCAUCGACAAAAAGUAUGCAUUUAAAAUUCGUGUUGGAACGUAUAAUGUGGACAAGAAUGUUGAUGGAUUUUCUAUCUAUAAGUUAGUGGAUGAUCCAGCUAUAAUUGCAACACUUGAAAAGAAGUUUGAUGUUCCGGAAUGUGGUUAAAAUUUACUUUCACGCCUCUUAAAAUUGUUAUAACCAAUAGUUAAACGUGACAGGUUGAAGAAAUUAACUCAAUGAAUCUCCCCCCACUGCUUCGUCGUCACAAAGUGAUGCAACAUCGCCGCCCAAGAAUAAUGAGAUUAUGAAGAGUAAUGUUGAUCUGAAACGCACCUUGGAAGAUUGUUAUGAUCUACAAAAUUCAUCUUCGUUUACUCUAACAAAAAGUCGAAAAAGUGAACCAAAAGAUGAUGUCAAGGCUCAAUCAAAAGACAAACUUUUGAUUCCUAAAAUUGAAAAGUACCCUACGUAGAUUUCCUUCUAUGCCUUAUCCUGAUAUUCAUUCCACAUCCGUAGCAAACAAUCGUUUAAUAACAUAUGAACUCUCAUAUGAUGCAAGUGUUGUUGGUGCAGAGUUUAAUAAUCAUCUAACUACUUUAACAACUGAACAACGGUUAGUGUUUGAUGAGAUAACAAAUGCCGUUAAUGAAAACAUGGGAGGCUUAUUCUUUGUUUAUGGUUAUGGAGGUACUGGUAAAACAUUUUUGUGGAAGACAUUGUCUGUGGCCAUCAGAUCUAAAGGAGAAAUUGUAUUAAACGUUGCAUCAAGUGGAAUUGCAUCUCUGUUAUUAUCUGGAGGUAGGACGGCACAUUCUAGGUUUCAUAUUCCUUUAAAUCUUACGGAAGAAGCAAUCUGUCACAUUAAACCAGAUGGUGAAGUUGCUAAUUUACUUAAAGAAACAAAGUUGAUAAUUUGGGACGAAGCUCCAAGAUUCACAAACAUGCAUUUGAAGCACUAGACCGGACCAUGAAAGAUAUCUUCAAAUCAGAUGAUUCACCGAAUUCAGAAAUGCCAUUUGGAGGAAAAGUUAUGGUUUUGGGUGGUGAUUUUAGACAAAUCCUUCUGGUUAUUGUCAAUGGUAGUAGAAAUUGUAAAUGCUUCCAUCACUUCGUCCUAUAUUUGGGGGGCAUGCAAAGUCCUUAGGCUAACGAAAAACAUGAGGUUAACUAUAGGGAAUAACACAUCUGAAACAGAACAGACCAAAUCUUUUGCAAAGUGGCUUCUAGAUUUGGGUGAGGGAAACAUUGGUGAUACUGAUGACCUUGAGGUAACCAUAGAUAUUCCUGAAGACCUACUAAUUAAGAACUCGGUGGAUCCUUUGUCGAGUUUAAUCGACUUUGUAUACCCUUAUCUGCUUCAACUUUAUAAAAAUCAAUAUUAUUUUGCAGAAA